Messenger RNA from Neolamprologus brichardi, 1686 nucleotides. The record is from RefSeq and is a predicted model, not a curated record. NCBI's taxonomy places the organism in Eukaryota, Metazoa, Chordata, Actinopteri, Cichliformes, Cichlidae.
AUGCUAGCUACAGGAGUUUGGCCUCUGCUGCUUUUCUCACUUCUUUUGUGUUUCUUUCAUUGUGAACAUUUACUUGCUUUUUCACUGAAAAACUGCACAAUUAUCUAUACAGAAAAAUCUCAUGUGUUAGUCACUUGCACAGAGCGUUACCUCACUGCUAUUCCAGAUGACAUUCCCAAAAAUGCAGCAUUGCUAAAUCUCAAGUCAAACUACAUUUCAAAUAUUACCAGGAUGAAUUUGGAAGGUUUAUUCAAGCUUGAAGUUCUAAAUUUGGAAAAAAAUUGGAUUUCAAAAAUUGAUGAUGAAGCUUUUGCAGACUUGGUAGAGUUAAAGGUUCUCAUCUUGAGUAUAAAUAGGCUCGCAAAACUGACAGAAAACAUGUUUCAGGGUCUUUCCAAGUUAGAGACACUGUCUCUGGACUGGAACCAGAUCUCAUUUAUCUCCCCUGUGGCCUUUCAGCCCCUGGUCAGCAUACACUCAGUAGAUUUGAGCUAUAAUUAUCUGCAUCAAAUUUCACAUAUUGAUUACAUUGUUAAACUUCCAACUUUACAACAUUUGAUUAUUACUCACAACAACUUUACUUCGUUUCAGUCAGAUGACCUCCAUGUAAAUACCUCAAACCUACUCACUCUAAGUUUGGAUUCAGUGAAGAAGUUCAGCAUUACAAGAGACAUUUUUCCUCAUCUGCAGUCUCUGGACUUGCGAGGCUGGUCCAAGGAUAUUGAGUGGGAAGUGUCAAACAAGACCUUUUUAAAGAGCCUAACGAGACUGCAAAUGAGUGGAACUUCUCAUAGCUUUGAAGUGUACAGAGCGAUUCUGCAGACUGCUUACUCUCUUCAAGAGCUUCAGAUGGAUAACAUGAAAAAGUGGAUAGAUGAUGGUCUCACUGAUGUCGCAUGCCAAAUUCCUUCUCUUAGAACUCUGAAUGUAAGCAGUAGUGAGAUUUACACCUUAAAGGAGAACAUGCUGCAGUCUUGUUCUCACCUAACUAACCUCAACUUAUCAUUUAACAAUAUAAACAGCAUGGCUGAUAAUCCACUCCAGUCAAUGACACAGCUCAGAAGCCUGAUAUUACAAAAUAAUGAACUGUCCGAACUGCCAGUGGCCGUCCAACGACUUACCACAUUGGAAGUCUAUGACCUUAGCAUCAAUGACAUCAGUGAACUUUACUGUCCUUACUUCUGGAAUUUAACAAACCUAACAAUACUCGAUCUGAGCCACAAUCAUAUAUCCUAUGUCUCUGAGUGUGUUUUUGAAAAUUUAAACAAUUUGAAAAUCCUAAAUCUUGAAAACAACAAGAUUUCAUCAUUCAAUUAUUCUUUUAAAUUUAAAUUACAGACACUGGACUUUUUGUAUUUGAAAAACAAUGAGCUGAUAAAUCUCUUUCAAGGAGUCUUCAGUAAUCUGUCUUCCCUUCGUUAUUUGAAUUUAGAUGUACGCAUGUGUAACAAUGUUGAGGAAGGAGGGUUAAAGGGACUCUAUAACCUCCAGUUCCUUCUUAUGCAAGGUGAUAUUUAUUUUUAUGAGCAUUUCAGUGGGCUGCCAAACUUAAGCACUCUGAUCUUAAAUGUUGUCUCUAGCCUGCCACAUAACAGCUCUGAACAAAGGGAUAGGCCUUUCUCAGAUUUACCCAAACUGAAGAAGCUUCAUAUCAAGGAUGCCAUGACAGUUUGGGGUAAAACGUGA